UCUCAUAGCCUCGUUUGAUAAUUUAUGUAUUUCUGAUUAUUAAUUACACACAGCAGCGACUUCAGGCGUUGUCGACAAAUCGUAUGCGAAUAAUUCACCUUUUGGCAGUAGCGUAGCCCACUGUUCAUUUAGUCUACAAACAGGAAACCAAUCUGAUAUAUUGUUGCUUUGCGUCGUGUGAUAAAAGUUCAUAUAGCUAUGGAGUUGGAGAAUUUUAAAAGAGAGUUACAAGAAAACGAGAAAAUCAUUCAAGACAAAGACAAGGCGUUGCAAGUCAUGGCACAUACACUUUCCGAAACUGAGAAGGCACUACAAGCAAAAACGCAUGAGGUGCUGGAACUACAAAAGAUCAUAAGUAACAGCAAAAAGGAAGACGCCGCACUACAGUCAUCUGCUGUGGACGAAGACAGCCCUGACCCGGAUCCUGACCUAACUAUCAGAAAAACACACAGUCUGGGGAACCCACCUUUGAACCGGGAUUCUGACCGUCCUGCCAGAAAAAUACGCAGUAUGGGGAUCCCACCUAUAAUGGGGGAAGACAGCCCCAGUGAGGUCAGUUCUGAGUCUCCGGUUUUGCCUGAGCUGAGGCUGGUGCUGCUGGGGAACAGAGCAGAGGCCAAACGGGCCGUAGCAGAGGCCAUACUGGGCAGAGAGAGGGUUGUCACAGCGGUCAGCACCUCCAUCCAGGCCCAGUGCAGCGAUCGCAGACAGGGAGAGGUCGCGGGGAGGAAGGUGACGAUGGUGGACACUCCUGACUGGUUCAGCCCUGCAUUCUCUGAGAGGCUGAGGAAAGAUGUGCGACUGUGCAUGAAGCUGUCCAGCCCUGGGCCCCAUGUUUUCCUCCUCGUCAUUCCGGUGGACACGCUUGGAGGAGAGGAAGGAAAUAUUCCGGAUAAAAUGGAAGACAUUUUUGGCGAGUCUUGCUGGGAACAUACAGUGAUCCUCUUUACUAGUACAGAUGGAAUGAGUGAAACAAGCGUGGAGGAGCUGAUCCAGAGACAGAACCUGGAGCUCCUGGUUGAGAGAUGUGAGAAAAAGUAUCACCUCCUUGACCCCAAUGCAUGUGGGGCAAAUGAAUAUCUUCUGAAGACAAUUGAAGCAGUGGUGACUGGGAACAGUGGGGAGUUUUAUAACAGUCAACUGUACCUUGAGGCCGAGAACGUGCUCAGAGAGAUACAACGGAAGAAAGAGGAGAGGGUAGAGAGGAGAAAAAGGGUAGAGAAAGAAAAGGCGCAACAGCUUGAUAAAACUCUGCAGGACUCCUUAAAGAAGGUAGAGAAAGAAAUCAAGGAACGUGAGGGUGAAAUUCAAGCUCUCGGCGAAAGAAUGUCAGUGCUGGAGAGAAAGAUAGAAGAAGAGCAAGAUGAGAGGAAGAUUAGAGCGCUAGAAAGAGAACUGAGGAGGGAGGCUGAUCAGAGGGAACAAGUGGAGAAACAAAUGAGUGAGCUGAAAGAGAACAGUGACAAAGAAAGAAGGGAAAUGGAAGCAAAAUUCAAAAUGGAGAUGGAGGAGCUCAGAGAGGCACAUAAAAGGGAGGUCAGGGCUGAAAAAGAGAGAAAUCUAAUGAAGAUAGUCCUUGCUGGAUUUCGCAAGAGGACUAGCUCAACAAAACCCAUAAUGGAAAAACACUUGAUUCCUGACACACAGCAAUUGAUACCGAUAAUGAAAGAUGUUUUAGAGGGAAGGAGUGACGGGCACGAAAAAGAGAUUGAAAAGAUGUGUGUGGAUAUGGCCAAUCUAAGUCAGUCUCUUCUACAGAAGGUUCGCAGUUCAGCAAAGAUACAUUUCAAUACAGAGGAAUAGAAGCAGUAAAGUGUUUUAUCAUAACAGCUUUUUCUGCUCUUUUUAGUUUAUAGUUGCAGAAAUACUACUGUAGGUUAAUCACAUAAUGAAAGGCAGGCGUAUGCGUACGCAUUUUGGUGUGUGUGUGUGUGUGUGUGUGUGUGUGUGUGCGUGCGCACGGGAUUUUCUCAUUAUUAGAACAUUUUAAUCAUUUAUGUUUCACCAUGCUAGUAUUCGAUAGACUUUAAAACAAGCCUGGGAAUACCCAUAUGAACUUUUCGGCAAAUUUGGGAUUUGCUUUUUCAGGUCUAUCUGGCCAAGAGGCUAUUGAAGCCCAUUUGCAAUGUCCCUAAAAGGGGCAUGCAAAUACAAUCGCUAAUCCGGCAUAGACAUGUAUUUCUUUGGAACUGAGUAAACAACAAAAAAACCUUUGUCUACAAGAUUGCUGCACUUCUGAAAUGAUUUGGUAAGAGUUUAAUGCACCAAUUAUUAAAGCAACCUUUUCCAGACUCACUCUCAAUUGAGAGAAACGAGACUGCUUUAAAAUAAUAUGGUGGAAUAUAUUUUGGGUGAUUUACAGACCCACUAUGUGGCAUUAAUGGCAUUAGUCUAACGGUUUGUUGAUUCUGUAUACGAUUAUUAUUACAUUUACAUUUAUUCUUUUGGCAGACGUGUUGAUCCAAAGCGACUUGCCGCAAUAGAAUAACAUUCAAUCUAUUCACAUUUAGCAUUUUAAUGUAGCUACUGCUACGGCAAUUAUAUUAAGCUACAGUGCAGAGGAGACUAUAAAGGUGUUAAAUGUUUUUUUUUUUAAUCUCUGGAUGGUUCCAUGGAGAGUUGAAGGUCUGUGUUGAACCAUUACAUCAGGCGAAAGGUUCUUCACUUUGGAAAUGAUUCUUCAGAGCCUCAGAUCAUAAAGGGCUAUUGGCCUGUUGUGGCAAUGUAUCAUGCCACUCAUUAAAUGGUUCUUUAAAGAUGAGAGGAAGGAGGUAGAGGACAGGUUAUGUGCGUAUCAGGUGUGUGAGGUUGUCAGAAGUGGGAGAAGGUAUCAUUGAAAGAUAUAGGGAUGUCAGUAGUAGAGCGCCUGCUUUGCAUGCAUCGAUCCCUGGCAUCUCAAAAAUCGUCUGAAUGUCUUCACUCUCGAGUGGCAAGGGGACCACCCUGAAUAUUCUGUGAGAAUUUGAAUAAAAUAAAAAGUGAUCUGUUUUAAAACA
Messenger RNA from Sardina pilchardus (European sardine), 2996 nucleotides. Its product is annotated as GTPase IMAP family member 4-like. The transcript has 5 exons. The record is from RefSeq and is a predicted model, not a curated record. Lineage: Eukaryota; Metazoa; Chordata; Actinopteri; Clupeiformes; Clupeidae. The coding region runs from base 199 to 1803 and encodes 534 amino acids. Gene Ontology annotation, molecular function: GTP binding.